Messenger RNA from Arabis nemorensis, 2376 nucleotides. The record is from the annotation of a GenBank genome assembly. NCBI's taxonomy places the organism in Eukaryota, Viridiplantae, Streptophyta, Magnoliopsida, Brassicales, Brassicaceae.
AUGGGAAAGUCUCGAGUUCAAGUGAAUAAAGCUCACAAGACUAGAUUCUCCUCUAAAUCUUCUCGCAAUCUCCACAAAACCAACGUCCAAGAUGGUGGGCGGAUUGGGAAAUCGGAGAGUAACCAUGUUAAGGGAGCUAGAGCUGCUCGUGUUCAGCGUGGCAAGAUGCUCCGAGAGCAGAAAAGAGCAGCAGUUUUGGAGGAGAAGAGAGCAUCUGGUGGAUUUACCAGUGCUCCUCGUGUGAUCGUCUUGUUUCCUCUCUCUGCUUCCGUGGAACUGAAUUCUAUUGGUGAAGAUAUUGUAAAACUCCUAUCUCCCGAUGGUUCUGGAGUGUCUUCUUCAACAGUUGCAUCUUCUGAGUAUAAGCUAAAAGCAACCGUGUUAAAAGCCCCUCACGGGGAUCUUCUGACAUGCAUGGAAAUGGCCAAGGUUGCGGACUUGAUGGCUUUUGUUGCAUCUGCAAGCUCUCCGUUGGAAGGGAAUGACUCUAACUUCAUAGAUUCAUUUGGAAACCAGUGUCUUUCAGUGUUCAGAUCAAUUGGUUUACCAAGCACUACUGUGUUGAUCCGUGAUUUACCCACUGACUCAAAAAAGAAAAAUGAGCUGAAAAAGAUGUGCACCUCUCAAAUUGCUUCAGAAUUUCCGGAGGAUUGUAAGUUUUAUCCAGCAGAUACCAGAGAUGAAUUGCAUAAGUUUAUGUGGUUGUUUAAGGCACAAAGGCUUACCGUACCUCAUUGGCGAAGUCAACGACCAUAUGUUGUGGCUCAGAAGGCUGGGAUGUUGGUGGAUGAUGAAAGCUCAGGAAAAUGCACUCUAAUUCUCUCUGGUUACUUGCGUGCUCGAAAACUAUCUAUAAAUCAACUGGUGCAUGUUUCUGGCGUUGGUGAUUUUCAGCUCUCAAAAAUUGAAGUGCUGAAAGACCCAUUGAUUGAAAGGAAAAAACAGAAUUCCAUGGAAUUGGAUGAUUUGCAUGAUGAAGAGGUACUGAGGUCUCUGCUUCCUGAUCCCAUUAAACAAGAGCAGUUAGUAGUUGAAAACACUCCAGAUCCUUUAGCAGGGGAACAGACAUGGCCAACAGAGGAAGAAAUGGCUGAGGCUGACAGAAACCAGAAACAGGCAAAGCUAAAGAAGAGGACUUUGCCAAAAGGGACAUCAGAAUACCAGGCUGCUUGGAUUGUGGAUGACACAGAUGAAGAGGGUUCUGAAGAUGAUGAUUCCGAUGAAAACGGUAUGGUAUUGGAUGGCAGGGAUGAUCAAUUUUCCAAUCAAGAAAGAACCUAUGACCAAGAAUCUGAGGAUGGCGAAGACUCAUUGAACAUGCAUGAUCUUGAUAAUACUCAAAAUGACUCUGAGAUGAUGGACGAUGAGGACAUGACAAUUGAACAAAUUCAGGAUGAAAUCAAGAAAAUCAAAGAGGCGCAUGCUGAGGACGAGGAAUUUCCGGAUGAAGUAGAGACUCCCGUUGAUGUUCUUGCAAGAAAGCGUUUUGAAAAGUACAGGGGUCUCAAAUCCUUCAGAACCUCCUCGUGGGAUCCAAAUGAGUCUCUACCUCAGGACUAUGCCCGAAUUUUUGCUUUUGAUAACAUCGCCAGGACCCAAAAGCUUGUGCUCAAGCAAGCUCUGAAGAUGGAAGAAGAAAGCAGAGAUGAUUGUGUACCGACCGGUUCAUAUGUACGGCUUUAUAUUAAGGAAGUGCCUCUUAGUGCUGCCUCUAAAAUAUCCUCCCUUGUGAACAUGAAACCCAUGAUAGCAUUUGGGCUUUUACAACAUGAAUCCAAGAUGUCAGUUCUACAUUUUAGCAUAAAGAAGUAUGAUGGAUACGAAGCUCCAAUUAAAACAAAAGAAGAGCUUAUGUUCCAUGUUGGUUUUCGUCACUUCCUUGCAAGGCCUGUGUUUUCAGCCGACAAUUUCAGCUCGGACAAACACAAGAUGGAGAGAUUCCUGCAUCCUGGGUGUUAUUCAUUGGCUUCAAUAUACGGCCCAAUAUCAUUCCCAUCCCUUCCGUUGGUAGUUCUGAAGACUUCAAAAGGAUCGGAAGCUCCUGCUGUUGCUGCCCUUGGUUCCUUGAAAAGCAUUAAUCCCAACAAAAUAAUUUUGAAGAAGAUAAUAUUAACAGGGUAUCCUCAGAGAGUAUCAAAACUGAAGGCGUCAGUGAGAUAUAUGUUCCACAACCCGGAAGAUGUGAGAUGGUUCAAGCCUGUAGAAGUAUGGACAAAAUGUGGGCGGCGUGGUCGCGUGAAAGAGCCAGUGGGCACACAUGGGGCGAUGAAAUGCAUAUUCAAUGGAGUGGUGCAGCAACAUGACAUUGUAUGCAUGAACUUGUACAAGCGUGCUUAUCCCAAGUGGCCCAAGUCUAUGUACCCUCAGCUUCUCUGA